This is a messenger RNA of Prorocentrum cordatum, 348 nucleotides long. The record is from the annotation of a GenBank genome assembly. NCBI's taxonomy places the organism in Eukaryota, Dinophyceae, Prorocentrales, Prorocentraceae.
AUGUGGGGCGUGGGGAUAUUCACCUGCAUGCUUGCCUGUUUUCACGGCUCCCAGGCCGUGGAGGAGGCGCGGCGCUUGGGCGAAGUCGCCGCGGCGCUGCGGGCCGGGCCUCCAGCCGCGGGGGCGCCCGAGCUGGCGGGGCGUCUGGAGGAGGUGGCAGGCUUGCUCCGCAGCGACGUCGAGGACAUGUCCCUGGCGUGGCGGUCGCUGCGCGACCACCCCAUGACAGUUCUCCUGGCGCGCGCCGCGGCGCUGGGCACGCCCCCGUCGGAGGGCAGGUCGGCAGCUUGCACCGCGCUGCGGAGUGGAUCCUCAGGGACGACCUCUGGAAGGAGGACGCUGAGCUGA